AAAUUCUAUUCUUACUCUGCUACGACUCGAUCGAUGUCAUGUCAAACAUCCGUUAGAUACUAGACCUAAGCUAACCUGACUCCAUGGCCAGGCACACUUCAAACACCCCCGCCUGCAAGCAGCAGCGCGCAGUACUUGGGGGAAACCAGCGCCCAUGAUCGAUCGCACUCGAGAAUAGGAUCUCAACAACCCCGAUCUCCUUUACUCGGUCCAGAACGUGGCCGACAGCGUCCUAGGAAGCCUGCUAUGCCUCGUAGAGCUUCGUCCAACACACUGGCUCCCCACCGUGGUGAGGUCUUCUCGACAGACGACGACGUGACCGAAGUGGAAAGCGACACCAUCGGACGACAGAACUUCUCCCCCAUGCCGCCGUAUAACAACGAAGCAGGGAGACCGUCUUCCACGCUAAGACGACGAAGCAUGGCGCCGCCAGCGCUGUCUCGGGUGCAUUCGAGUCGCAGUACUGCUCCGGAUGACGAGGGUAUUGAUGAGGUGGUAGAAGAAGAGCACGAAGAAGACUUGCCAUCGCAACCACAUGAAGAGGAUGUUUUGCAAGACGCACCCCCCGAUUCUGGCAUUCUUGACGAUGAAGACGACGAUAUCAGUGACGCUGAGAGCUUUACCUUGAAGGAUCGUCAGCAAGCCAUCAACGAGACACAUCCAUUUGGUAUCAGGAUAUGGAAGCCCGCGUUGUACAAGAAAGACCGAUCCGUUCAGAAGACUGCUGAGGGCGAUAUCCAUUCAUCUCCUGGAGGUCGAGUUAGUAGCUGGUUGCUGUUCUUCAAUCUCAUCUGGACCUUGGCCUUUGGCUGGUGGAUGGCUCUAUUUGCUGCGCUCGGUGCUACGGCAUGCUUCAUCUUCGCAGCAGCUCCUAGUGGUAGGGAAUACGGUCGCGUAUUAUGGGGCUUGGCCGGCUACUUAUUUUAUCCCUUUGGAAAGUUCGUACGACUUGAACAGGAUGAAGCAUAUCUAGACGAAGAUGAAGGAGAAGGUCGAAGUAUUAGCGAGUACGAACAGUGGCAAAGCGGCGACUUAGAAUAUGGGCGGUUGUUCUUUGGCCCCGAACGAAACCGCUCUAUCAUCGGCCGAUCAAGAAGAAGCAUCGACUCUGAGCCUAGCGAGACAGAUAGUCUACUCCCUCGUUCCGGUCGUCACGAUCACUCAAGCGACCAGGGACGACGCCUAAAGAGGCGUUUAUUCGGUCGAGGACAAUGGAACAUCGGCCGUGUCAUCUUUUUCAUCUUCUUCUGGGGUCUAAUCACCCCUUCCCUGCUCAUCGUAUCUGCCAUAUGUUGGUUUCUGGUCUUCUGGAUUCCGAUGGGUAAAGUCACGAACCUCUUAUUUGAUCAUCUUAGAAGGCAUCCAUUGGCUUUAUCCUUUGAGUCCGACAUCAUCAUCGCCAGGACAGUUGAUGGUCCACAUUCAUCUAUUCUACUGUGCACGUACAGGGCUGUGGGUUCCAAGUAUUGGAAGUAUACUAUCGAUGGUACAAACAUCUUCCUCAUCAACUUAAUGGCCGUCGUCAUUUUCGUUAUUUUUGACUGGCUAGUGCUAGAUGGUGUUCUCCAUCUUAACAAUUUCUUGACGUCCCCAGGCUUCCUGUUCGUAGCUGGCCUAUUCUCCAUCAUUCCCCUAGCAUACUUCAUCGGCCAAGCCGUCGCCUCCAUCUCCGCUCAGUCUUCCAUGGGACUUGGUGCCGCUAUCAACGCCUUUUUCUCAACUAUUGUGGAGGUCUUCCUCUAUUGUGUGGCACUUAAAGACGGCAAAGGUCAACUUGUUGAAGGAAGUAUAAUUGGAAGUAUUUUUGCGGGUAUUCUCUUUUUGCCUGGAUUAUCUAUGUGCUUCGGCGCUAUCAAGCGCAAGACUCAACGCUUCAACGCCAGAUCCGCUGGUGUCACCUCGACUAUGCUUAUAUUCGCUACUGUCGCCGCAUUUGGUCCAACGCUAUUCUACCAAAUUUAUGGUACUCACGAACUUCGAUGCCAAAGCUGCACUGACUUCAUGGGCUCUAAGGAAAGAGAUUGUCGCCGUUGCUACUACUCACAAGUACCCGCCCUCGACGAUCGUUUCUACAUCGAGGCUGUGCGUCCGUUCUGCUACGUGGCCGCUAUCUGUCUGUUCUUCUCAUAUGUCAUCGGUCUAUGGUUCACUCUGAGGACUCAUGCCGCGGUGAUUUGGAAUACUGAGAUUGAUGAGAAGAAACAUGAAGAGUCCCAGCAACAAGCAUCCCGCCUAGCUGAAGCACGUAACCUUGCCGACUCGACCGGAGCCGACAUUCGAGAUAGCAACCUUUACAAGCGCAUUCUGGGACAGUCACUGAGACAGGUUGGUUUAGAAGAGAGUCGCCACCACUCACGUCAAACGUCGGAGGCAUUCGCAAUAAACGGCGGCAUUCAAACCCCGCACAUGGUUCCACCAAAGGGCAAUAUGGGUGUGUUAGACAGCAUUCGUUCCACCGUCCACAUUCCGGGUUUCUCCGAUGCAGAGAAUAGUAGCCUAGUUCGUAGUGUCACUGAAGUAGCUGCUACUGCCGCCGCUAUUGCAGCUCGAGAUGCACGAGGACCUCGCCGUCUUUCUACCCAGCCUUCGAACGCAGGAGCCAGCACUUCGGCGGCCCGACCCACACCCGUUCGCUCCGCUACCUUCCCUGACCUUGAAGAUGUUGAACAUGCUCAAGCAGGUCAUGGCGGACACGAUGCUCCGAAUUGGAGUCGGACGAAGAGUUCAGUUAUUCUGAUGGGCGCUACCGUUCUAUAUGCCAUUGUUGCCGAGAUCCUAGUCGACACGGUCGACGUGGUACUAGACAAUUACGCCAUCGAUCAGAAAUUCUUAGGUAUCACCUUGUUCGCUCUGGUACCCAAUACUACAGAGUUUUUGAAUGCCGUGUCUUUCGCUAUGAACGGAAACAUCGCCUUGUCCAUGGAAAUUGGUUCUGCGUAUGCACUACAAGUUUGCCUCCUUCAGAUUCCCGCGCUGGUUCUCUUCUCGGCAGUCUAUCCUCUGCAGCCUGUGGGCGAUCUAGAUCCUACGCACUGGACAUUCAGUCUCCUAUUCCCACAGUGGGAUAUGGUUACUGUGAUCCUAUGUGUGUUCCUGCUAAGCUACAUGUAUGGCGAAGGGAAGAGCAACUACUUCAAGGGCAGCAUUUUGAUCUUAACGUACCUAGUGGUCGUCAUCGGGUUCUACUUUUCUAGUUACACGGAUGCUCAGAUGGGCCAAUCAGGCGUGAGCCGAUUUGAUACUCUUGGAGCCGACGGCACGUGGAAUUCCUACAACACGAUUGGACGAAGGAACAGUGGACGAGCAUACGAACCGGGUGUGGAUUUUUGAUAAGUUGGUCACGGCCGCCUGUCGGUUUCUAGGCUGAUUGGCUCCCUCUCCUUUUUUUGUGAUGUGAUUCCGAUGUUUGAAGUCGUGGUCGCUGCUUAAUUAUGAUAUCCUGAUACCUUUUUGCGUCUUUAUGGUGUAGUUGGUCGGUCAGUCAGUCAGGUGUAUGAGUAUUGUUGUCGUCGUUGGGCUUUAUUUUUGUUUUCCCAAAGAGGUGGUCUCGUUUUAACUGUUCAAGAGCAUAUGGGCAUGGCGGGGUGGAGUAGGUAUAUAGGCAUACAGGCAUCCUUAAUAGAAACCUAAACCGAAGGAUAGGUUGAUUUUCUCAAGUCGAUGGUUCAUAUGCAUGAUUGCAAUGGUGAUGUUUGUUUUGUAAGUGUGCUUAUCAUGAUUGUAUCGUAGGUGUCGUGGUCUAUUGUUCGUUUUGAGGAUCUCGAAGGCGUUGAACGAUACCUAGGUACUGAAGAAACAUGGCAAGCAGAUAGUACGAUAUACCAUAUAUCUAUUUCAAUGCAAGAAAAAUA
This is a messenger RNA of Hypoxylon trugodes, 3851 nucleotides long. RefSeq names its product Sodium/calcium exchanger protein-domain-containing protein. The coding region runs from base 247 to 3330 and encodes 1027 amino acids. Lineage: Eukaryota; Fungi; Ascomycota; Sordariomycetes; Xylariales; Hypoxylaceae. Gene Ontology annotation, molecular function: calcium:proton antiporter activity. The record is from RefSeq and is a predicted model, not a curated record. Gene Ontology annotation, cellular component: membrane; endomembrane system. Gene Ontology annotation, biological process: calcium ion transmembrane transport; intracellular calcium ion homeostasis. The transcript has 2 exons.